Messenger RNA from Pistacia vera, 1056 nucleotides. Its product is annotated as putative serine/threonine-protein kinase. The transcript has 8 exons. The record is from RefSeq and is a predicted model, not a curated record. Lineage: Eukaryota; Viridiplantae; Streptophyta; Magnoliopsida; Sapindales; Anacardiaceae. Gene Ontology annotation, molecular function: protein kinase activity; ATP binding. Bases 1 to 1056 code for a protein of 351 amino acids. Gene Ontology annotation, biological process: protein phosphorylation.
AUGAAAUUCCUGUUCUGUUGCUCAAUCAUCUCUGUAUCACAAAUUGAAACUGCCAUCGAUGGUGGACAAAAUCAUCAAAACUUUCAUGUAUUCUUUUCUAAUGAGCUUAAAACUGCUACUCAUGGCUUCUCUAGUUCGAACAAGAUCGGAGUGGGCGGGUUUGGUUCUAUCUACAAGGGCCGGCUUCAAGAUGGCACUUUUGUGGCUGUGAAAGUUCUUUCAAUUGAACUUAAAUCGAUGAGAGGUGAGAGGGAAUUUAUAUCUGAACUCGCUGCUCUAUCAGAUAUCACGCAUGAAAGCCUUGUUAAACUUAUCGGAUGUUGCAUUGAUGGAACCAAUAGAUAUCUUGUCUAUGAUUCCAUGGAGAAUAAUAGUCUCACCCAUUCUCUACUUGGCGGGGAGCAAAACAGGAUGAAAUUUAAUAUCAGGCGGGAUAUCUUGUUAGGAGUUGCUCGAGGGCUCGCCUAUCUUCAUAAGGGGAUUGAACCUCACAUUGUGCAUCGAGAUAUCAAAGCCAGCAACAUACUAAUUGAUCAGAAUUUUAAACCAAAAGUUUCUGAUUUUGGCCUAUCAAGGUUAUUAAGAGAUAACAACUCUUACAUUAGUACUGGUGUCGCCGGUACAUUAGGCUAUCUUGCUCCAGAAUAUGCCAUUAGUGGACACAUGACAAGAAAAUCGGAUGUUUAUAGUUUUGGAGUGCUACUUCUGGAAAUUAUCAGCGGCCGGCAAGUUGUGGUUUUUGAUUUAGAACAAGGGGAAUAUUACCUGGUCCAGAAGGCAUGGGAAGUUUACAAUGCUGGCAAUUUGGUGAAAUUAGUGGAUCCUACACUUCAGAUGAACUAUCCUGAAGAAGAAGCCAUUCGAUUCUUCAAGGUGGGACUGCUUUGCGUGCAAGAAAAUGUAAGGCUAUGGCCGACAAUGUCAGAAGCUCUCAAGAUGUUGUGCAAUGAAAUGGACAUUCAGGAUGUUCAGAUUUCACGGCCAGGGCUAGUUGCUGAUCUUAUGGAUAUCAAGUUGAACCAAAAAAUUGAUGGUUUUGAGGCUGUAGAAUCCUAA